Anneissia japonica is the source of this 2278-nucleotide messenger RNA. RefSeq lists its product as uncharacterized. The record is from RefSeq and is a predicted model, not a curated record. Gene Ontology annotation, molecular function: G protein-coupled receptor activity. Gene Ontology annotation, cellular component: membrane. The transcript is spliced from 2 exons. Gene Ontology annotation, biological process: cell surface receptor signaling pathway; G protein-coupled receptor signaling pathway. NCBI's taxonomy places the organism in Eukaryota, Metazoa, Echinodermata, Crinoidea, Comatulida, Comatulidae.
ACUUGACUCGCAUAAAUAAUUUUGUUCGAAGAACAUUUAUAUGCAGUUGUACUUCGCAGCACUUCACUUGCAAUUUGCAAUUUCUAGUAUAGCUUAUUAUAAUGUGUGCUCUUUGUAAUGGAGUGUCUGUAUUGGAUGUCGUAGCCUGGGAAAUAACAGCCCAAUGCAGAUAUGCUAAUAUAGGGUACUAUAACAGCCAUUUACUAACAACAACAAUGGCUCCAACAACUCGGAUAAGUUUUCGAAAUAUUCUUUCUGAUAUAGAUCGUGCAGAAAAAUGUUAUUAUGAGUAUCAACCUGUUGGAAAUCUAAGUAAGCAACACUGUUCAAAUGAAUAUGGAUUUACGCAUUGCCCAAUGCACUAUGCAGAUGAAGAAGUGGCCAAUUAUUGCAAAAUGUAUAGGGCACCUGUGCACAAAAAUGGCGUCGUUUACGCUAAUGCACACUGUGCACGUUGUCACGGAAUAUUAGGCUCUGUUUGUAAAAGUGUAAUCCCCGAAAUUCCCGACUUUUUAAUACCCGAAGGAGAAAUUAUACCUAUUAGUAUCUUAGUAGAUUUUUCAUCUGGUAGUGUUAGCGUUGAAUCCCCAUCAGAGAAAUUCACCAGUGAAAACGUUGAUUGUGGAUUAGGCCGAGUGUACAACCCAUUUAAUGACAAAUGUAUUGAAACUGUCUGCGAGCAGGGCAAAGUCUCUACUGAGAUUGGCUGCAUUGAAUUGAUUGAAUUCCCUUUUGCAGUAGCUGUACCUGUACCAACAGAGAAUCCAUCUGGACAAACUAUUGAAUUUCUAUGUUCUUGUAACAGGUCAAGUAUUGUACAAGUACGUUAUAACGCUAACAAUGAAUCAAUACCAGCAAAAUGUAUAACUCAGAUGACGUCAUUAAUACAAGGAUAUGACACAUUGUUCGAUGUUUAUCACUUUGGUACAUCAAAUUCUUUAAUUUUAUUCGAAACAUCAGAGUACCAGCUACUCAACGAAGUGCAUACAUUAAUUUAUCAACAAUUCAAUAGUAACCACAGAAGUUUGUUGAAAAAUAUUACAUUGACACAGAUUUGUGAAAAUGAAAAUAUGAUGUCACUAGGUGUUGGGCGCUGUGAUAAUCGGUUCUUCAAUAUAAACACGUUAAACGUUACAAAACAAAGUGAAGGGUUCACAGUUACAGACGAAAAUAAUAAUUUCAUAAUAACAAGUGAUUAUCAAGUGAAAAUGACAUACAUAAUUGCGAGUAAUACAACUUUAAGCACACUAAGAAUAGCCAACUGUUCAUAUAGCACAACCUGCCCUCUAGUCGCUCUUGACAUAAUCGAUUUUUAUAUUUUCAACAAUAACACUUGGGUUUACAAACCUACCGAUCGUCGAUUCAAACAUGAUGAAAUUACAAUCAUGUUUAAUGAUACAGUUCUUGUCUGUUCAAUUUUCUCACCAAAUGGAACAAAAACAUCUUCGGUAACGUUUUUUGUUUACGAGGACACCCUACAAGUUGUCAACCUAGUUGGUGUGUUUUGUUCUCUGCUAGGUUUAUUUCUGACAUUGGUCGUGUAUUGUGCCUCCAAGAAACGCGAAAUGUAUUCUGGUACAAUUGUAAUAAAUAUUGCAGUGUCGUUGUUUCUUGCGCAGCUACUGACAUUAUUUGCGGGAAUGGUUACUACUCAAUCUAAGCACGCAUGUGCUGCUUUUGCAGCGCUUCUGCAUUAUCAUUGACUGGUAGCCUUCAUGUGGAUGUUUUUGAUGUCGCUAAUUCUAUUUAAAUCUUUCCGUUCGUUUAAGUCUUCCCUAGAUAGCCGUCAUCAGAAGCAGUCUAUAAAAAGUUUCGCAUUAGGUUUUGGUUGGGGAUUUCCUUUUGGAUUCGUGGCUAUCCUUUUUACUCUUCAUUUAUGCGAUUGCGUAGACUUACCUUUUCAUUUUCUGUAUGGUGACGAUACCGUUUGCUGGAUACUUGGCGAGUUUUCUGUGUUCCUAUUCCUUGGAAUUCCCAUGUCUAUAAUUUUGUUUUUAAACAGUUCUCUGUUCUUAGCCACAGCUUAUGGAAUUUAUCGAUCCAAGAAACACUCAAAGGAAAUUCUACGUGAUUUGAAAAAGAAUAAUAUCAUGGAAAGUCUCAUCAUUUAUGCAAAGCUUCAAGAGUUUGGAUAAAAAAUACCAAGAGAAUUGAAGGAAACACGAAGAAAUAAACGAAUAAUAUGCACAUUAUCAUUCACUUGAAAUCUUGAAUACCCCUGCGCAGUAUGGGGUAUAUGAAGAUAUAUUUAUAUAUGAUUUUAUCAUAUUGUAUAUAC